Oncorhynchus mykiss (rainbow trout) is the source of this 1899-nucleotide messenger RNA. NCBI's taxonomy places the organism in Eukaryota, Metazoa, Chordata, Actinopteri, Salmoniformes, Salmonidae. The record is from RefSeq and is a predicted model, not a curated record.
AUGAUUGUAGCAGGAGAGAGACAUUACUAUUAUGGAUCUUCUGGGGAGCCUCAACAACAUCCUGAUGCUGACGAGGCAGAGAAGAGUCUCUCCAGAUCAGAACACCAGAUGGACAACGAUAGCCUGCCCCCCUCCUCCCUCCCGGAGUCACCGUGUCGUGCCUCUCCCAGUAGCACCUUACUGCUGGGUAUGAAGAGGUUGUCUGUGCUGCUGGUGGACUGCAGGAAAACAACGGGGCUGAGUGGAACUGUGAGAGGAGGAGAAGAGAUGAACGGAUCAGAUUUGACUCAUCAAAGAGGAAAACCAAACUUGGAGGAACCAGAGACGUCCAAACCAGCAAGACUCUGCUCCCAGAUUGGAAAGAGUUUUGCCAAGUUAGGAAGCCUGAAAAGACAUGAGAAGAGUCUCACAGGGGAAAAGCCUUACCACUGCUCCCAGUGUGGAAAGUGUUUUAACAGGUUAGGAGGCCUGAAAGCUCAUGGCCGAAUACACACAGGGGAGAAGCCUUACCACUGCUCCCAUUGUGGAAAAGGUUUUAGACAGCAAGGAAGCCUGACAGUUCAUGGCCGAAUACACACAGGGGAGAAGCCUUACCACUGCUCCCAUUGUGGAAAGAGUUUUAACAGGAUAAGAGGCCUAAUAACUCAUGAGCGAAUACACACAGGGGAGAAGCCAUACCGUUGCGCCCAGUGUGGAAAGAGUUUUGGCUCGUUAGGAAACCUGCAAUCUCAUGCACGAUUACACACAGGGGAGAAGCCAUACCAUUGCACCCAUUGUGGAAAGAGUUUUCGCAUGUUAGUAAACCUGCAGUCUCAUCUGCGAAUACACACUGGGGAGAAGCCAUACCGUUGCGCCCAGUGUGGAAAGAGUUUUAGACAGCAAGGAAGCCUGAAAGCUCAUGGCCGAAUACACACAGGGGAGAAGCCUUACCACUGCUCCCAUUGUGGAAAAGGUUUUAGACAGCAAGGAAGCCUGAAAGUUCAUGGCCGAAUACACACAGGGGAGAAGCCUUACCACUGCUCCCAUUGUGGAAAGAGUUUUAACAGGUUAGGAGGCCUAAUAACUCAUGAGCGAAUACACACUGGGGAGAAGCCAUACCGUUGCGCCCAGUGUGGAAAGAGUUUUAGCAUGUUAGGAAACAUGAAAAGACAUGUGGACACACACCGAAGUCUUUCCAUUGCUCCCUGUGUGGAAAGACAACACCUCUGCUCCCAGUGUGGAAAGAGUUUUAACCAGAAAGAGCACCUGAAAAAACAUGAGAGAAUACACACAGGGGAGAAGCCUUACCACUGCUCCCAGUGUGGAAAGAGUUUUACCCAGAAAAGCAACCUGAAAAAACAUGAGAGCAUACACACAGGGGAGAAGCCUUUCCAAUGCUCCCAGUGUGGAAAGAGUUCUGCUCACUUAUGUAAACUGAAAACACAUCAGAGAAUACACACGGGGGAGAAGCCUUACCACUGUUCCCAGUGUGGAAAGAGUUUUGCCCACUUAUGUAACCUGAAAUCGCAUGAGAGAUUACACACAGGUGAGAAGCCUUACCCCUGCUCCCAGUGUGGAAAGCGUUUUACCCACUCAUGUAACCUGAAAACACAUGAGAUAUUACACACAGGGGAGAAGCCGUACCCCUGCUCCCAGUGUGGAAAGAGUUUUGCCCACUUAUGUAAACUGAAAAUACAUCAAAGAAUACACACAGGCGAGAAGCCUUACCACUGCUCCCAGUGUGGAAGGAGUUUUACCCACUUAUGUAACCUGAAAAGACAUGAAAGAUUACACACAGUCUGAACAGUAGAACAUAGGAUAGAUGUAGGCUGAACAUUUUUAGAGUAAAAAGUCUUUGGUCCUAGGGGGAAGAUCAGCUUUAAUAUUGAACUUAGGUUGUAGCUUCCAUCAAUGUAAUUG